AUGGUGGAUCGCAAGGCCUCCACGUCUGGAGCAUUCGACCGCUCUUCCGAUGUGGCCAAGCUGUCAACCGCUUUGGAAUCUUGGGAGUCUGGAGGGCGCGACACCAUUGCCGGUGUCUUGCUCGAGCAGACCAAGGCAGCUACGGCUGAACCUCUGAAACAGUUGAACUUGUUUAACAGCGUCAUUACGUUGUUGAGAUCGGCACUCUCGGCGGAUGUGCUCGUAGCGCUCUUCAACGACGUCUUCACAAGCAUCAACGAGAACAGCGCGUCGGAGGCGGAAGCGCUGGGAUCGGCUGUCAUCGACGCCAUAGACGAGGUCAUUCUAACGGAGAGUGACAGCAAGGAUCGCCAACCCGAGGAGUUCGACUCGGCCAUUCUCGAUCGCGCCAACAUUCUAGUCAAGGAGCUCGCCCAUGUCGUAAAUCUUGUCUCAUCUGUCGAGAACCUGUCGCCGCUGGGACUGCAUCCGACGCCUCGAGACGCUCAGCAGCUGCACCGCGGAUACAUCAAGCUGCAGACCUCGACUUACUUCAAGCAGCGAACAUCGAAUUUGCUUCGCGAGGCAUCAGAGGGCUUCUCACAUCUCAUUGUUCUAUUGACUGGGCCGCUAGUCUUCUCGAAAACCGCAAAGAGCUCCGACGAAGAGGUUCGGCAACACGCGGAAGAUGUCUGGACGCGCAUCCAGCUCAUCAUCGGAACCUUCGGUCUCGCCCCCGUUCGCGUCCUCGAUCUCAUCAUCGAGAUCGCCAGCUGUCACGUCCCGACGACUUGGCGCUUUUUCCGACACCUCAUCGGGCACUUCGCUCAGAAUGGCCCGCGACCGCUUCCGCAUUACGACACUGAAGAGGAACGGAUAACUCACGCCUUGGACGUUCUGCCUGAUGACGACAGUACUAUUGCAAAGACGCUGGGAUUCCGAUACCUUUUCUACCAAAACACCGACAACGGCCAGACACCAACAGGACUAUUGGUCCUUACCGCCCUACUGAUCAAGGAGGGUCUGGUCAAGCCUGGCCACCUUCUGCAGAAGCUCAGCCCAGACGAGAACGGCAUGGAGGACAUUCUCUCUCGAUACAAAAAUGCCAUGAACACCCGUUCGGGGCCGAGUAACGCCCUCGCAAACUCCGUGCUCGUUGACGACGAUGCCCCGGAAGGAGGCGAGGCCGCGGCAGAGGAGGAGGUGGAGCCCGAGAAGCCGAAAGCUGAGCAAAAGAUCCAGCUGCUUCGCGCGCUUCUCGCCAUAGGAGAGUCUAACAUGUCUCUCUACCUUCUGGCGAAGUACCCGUGGACAGUUGUCGCCAACCCCGCCCUCGGCCAGCUCAUCAUUCGCAACAUCGACUACUCCCUCACACCGCUCUACCGAAGAAUCGUCCGUGGUCCCGGUUACUCGGAGGUGGAGGGCCACACGCCGGAGGAAGUGGUCCAAACGCUGUACACUCCGGUACCACCAUCGACGAUCAACAAAGAGUUUGAGUUCUUCUACCCGACCUGGAUGGAUGAACUGGAGCAGUGGUCGGAAAUCGACGACAUCCACGUUCGGGGAGAGCGGUGGCUUAUCCUACUUCAAGGCCUGGGUGGACGCAACUCGUCACUGAUGAUUAAGAUCAUUCGCCUGAUGAAGCAUCAACUCAGUGAACAGCUCAUGGAGAAGGUGAAGAAUGCGGUGAUGGAGGGCAGCUCGGACAAGGAGGUAAAGGGGUUCAAGUUGAGCCUAACGGACAUCAAGCCCUGGACUGGCAUUCUCAGGAAGGUCAUCCUUCCCGCCCUGUCCGUGGCCGAUGCCGCGAGUGGUGCCUUCGACGCGGAGCUUUAUGAGCUUUUCGAACUCCUUGAUUGGGACCUGCUCUGCAGUCUCUUCGGAGAGUGGCGCGACUCGACUACCAACGCACGUGAUCGCAACAACCUUCCGCUGGCCGUUCACGCAGCCGCUCAAGCCCAGCGAGAAGUGAAGGGUGCAAUGCGACGAAUCACUGCCGCUGCUGCAAACCCGUCUGGCCCUCCAGUCCCCGCUUCUCAGGCAGCUGAGCGUGGUCCCGCCCGCGCGCUGGCCGGCAUCGCUCACUCCAAUCCUCUGGUUUUCUGGACGACAGCAAACAGCCAGACCAUGUCGUACGGGUCGGUGGGCAAUAUCGGAGAGCACAUGGUCGAGGUUGGUCGCUACACGAACAUGCUCUCGAAAGACAUCGCCGUGUUCAGUUGGGUCGACACUUUGGGUAACGUCUCCCAACUGUCUGGAAAGUCUGUCGACUAUCUUGCGACGUUUGUUGGACUUGUGAAUCGCCGCUACGCAUUCCCGCUCGACCCUAUUCUCAAGAUGAUCGCAACGCAGUUGAAGUUCACCGAUAUGGCGGCGUUCACUGUUUUGGAGAAGCUCAUGAACGGUAUGACUGGCGAGGACACUGUCGAGGAGUUUGCCAUCUCCAACGAGCAGCUCGAGUCUUACGCUGCUGGACCGGAGAUGGUGCGCGAGGCGUUCUUCGCCACGGAGAAUACCCGCGGUUCGCGAAAGCCCCUCCGUUCAGCCGAGCUUCUGGAUCAGGUGAAAAAGAGCGGCCCUCGCUUUGUUGAGGCGCUACGCUCCACUGGUCUGGCGGUGCCCAUCCUCGUUGGCCUGGCCUACACUGCCGCCGAGGCGCCGUUCCUCGACCCGGAUGCGCCUCUUCUGACCAUCCAAGGUCAGCGCGACUACACCCGCAACAUCUUCAUCCGGUUCUGCAUGUAUGUGGCGGAGGUCCUCACUCCGCAGGAGCGUAUCAACCUCAUUCCGACGUUCACCGAGCUGUCAGAGGAGAUUGGAAUCGAGCCUCAGAUGGCCUGGAUGAUUUUGCGACCGAAGCUGGCGGCUCAGGAGGACGCUCCGUCUGGAGAAGCCAUGGACGUGGACAGCCAGUCAGAGUGGUGGCCCUCUCACCUGACAGGCACCAUUCGCGAGCUUGAGGUUCUUCCUGAGUACCGACCCGUCAAGGAUGUGUUGGGAAUUUUAGCCGUCAAUGACAUCGCCUGUGCAACCAACCAGUACGACCAGGCCAGUGCUAGAAUCGCCAAGCUUCUCCGAGAAGUGUCCAAGACGUCGAGUGAGGGCAAGCGACUUCGUGCGCGCGAUGACGUGCUGCGGAAGGAGAAGGCGACAAUGGAGAAGCACGUCGAGGAGGUGCGCGGACGCCUGCAGGAGGAGUGUCGCAACUGGUUCAACUCCGACGUGGACCAGCAGCGCGAAGGUCUGAUUGCUCGCCAGCUGCACGACCAUUGCUUCUACAACCGCGCUGUCAACUCCCCUGCCGACGCUAUGUUUGUGGCUCGCUUCAUCCGCAUGGCGCACGACUUUGGUACUCCUGGAUUCUCUGCCGCUCUGGCCUAUUCGCACUUCUUCUCGACUGGCUUAUCGACGCGAAUCUACACCUGCACUGAGAACGAGGCGCGCAAUCUUGGUCGCUGCUUAUAUCUGAUGCUUGUCGAUCUUGACGCUUGGUACCUCAGCGAGAGCAAGUACAAUCUGGAGGCGCUCGGCACCGCCGAUGGCUCUGAGGCUACGCUUCCCGGCAUGCAGUACCGCACCAAAAACGCGGACACGAAGAAGACGAUGGACUACGACAGCUUCAAGAACUUCUACGCGAAGCUGCACAACAGCCUGUCGACCAGCUUGAAGGCUUGCUUGGUUUCCAACACCGAGUUCAGCCCGAAGAACGCCAUCGUUAUCGCGCUUCAGCUUCUGCCAUUCUUCCCCAUCAUGGACACCAACGCUCGGAGUAUCGAGGACUCGGUUCGCAAGCUGGUGGAGGGCAAGCUGGAGAAUAAGAUCGGCCCCGAGCAGGUCCCCGCAUUCAAGUCGUACCUCAACCAGCUUAAGACUCGCCAGACUCAACGCCCUUGUGUCUCGUACGCGGACUUCCACCCUAACGGCGCCAAGCAGUUCGCUGUCAACCAGAAGCGCCUCGCUGCCAAGCAGGCUGAGGAGAAAGCCGCUGCCGAGGCGGCCGCUGCAGCCAAGGCAGCCGAGGAGAAGGAGGAAGCGGCCAAGGCUGAAUCUGAGAAAGAUCAGGCUGCUACCGCUCCCGCCGAUACUCAGUCUUCUGCUCAGAACGACGCCAAGGCACUGCGUGAGAAACUCGAGCGGACACGUAGUGCCCGUGCUGCCGCAGCUGAGUCGAAGGCUGAGGACAGCCCCAAGGCUACGCCAGGCGACGAGCGCCGUGACGACGGCCGGAACGGCAGAGACGCUAAAGAUAUCAAGGAGCCAGAGAAGAGCACGAUGCCGCCUCCGGAGAAACCUGAAAAGCCGAUGGACGAGAAGUCAAUUGAGGAUGAGCGCAAGCGAUCUCGAGCCCGCAGGUUCGGUGGUCUUGUCGACCAACCUCCGUCGUCGCCCAUGGAUCGCCCUGGAUCGCGAGGAUCAACCCCCGUACCGCCCCGUCCUCAGCGUAGCGGAACGGAAGACAGCAGGACGAGCGAUCGCAGCCGACGACGAGAAGACGAGAGGGAGCGAGGCGACCGUGCCAGUGACCGCGACAGGCGCCGCGAUGGCCGCGACACCCGUGACGAGCGAGAUGAGCGCGACGAUCGACGUGGCGAGCGCGGUCAUCGCCGAGAGCGUGGUGAGCGUAGUGAACGCAGUGAUCGCAGCGAUCGCAGCGACCGUGGUGAUAGGAGCGACCGCGGUGAAAGAAGCGAUCGCGGCGAACGAAGUGAGCGAAGCGAGCGUGGAGAGCGACGAGGGGAGAAGAGGGAGCGGCGAGAGGAGCACGAGCGUCCUCCCCGUCGUGAGGAGCCUCGCGAAGAGCGCCGCGACGAGAGUAGUCGCCGGUCUCGACGCAAUUCUCCUGCGCGCGAACAACGCGAUGGGCGCGACAGCCUCCCGGCCAAACCCGUCACACGCAGCCCUCGUCGCCAUGAGCGGAGAGAAGAGCCAACUCGUGACCCGCGUGACCAUCGCGACCGUGAGCCUGCGAGGCACGAGCGCGACCCGCAGCGCAACGAGAAGGCCUCGACACCCCGUGGCGAGCGGCCACCAAACACCCCGCGCGGAGAGGGUCGUCCGGGUGAUGGGCAGACGCCUCGUCAGUCGGAGCGCGACACACCGCGCCAGGCCGAACCCGCUCGCCCAUCUGAGCGUGACGUUCGCCCGACACCAGACCGUCCCGAGCGCGAAGCGCCGCGUGAACUGCGCAUUAACCCCCGCGCCCGCGACACCAGCAAUGCCGGCGGCUCGCUAGCUGCGCGCAUGGGUCUGGUUGCCGAGAACGGCUCGGCUCCGGGUAGCCCGAAUAGGAAGCGGGCAUUCGACGAUGACGGCAAGGACUCACCAGACCCGAAGCGGAAGCGCAACGAGGGCGGCGACGGGCGCGACCGCGAGAGGAGGAGAGAGGAGAGGAGGGAGCCGCGUGAUCGCGGAGGCGGCGGCCGCCGGAGAAGGGGAGAGGGAGCCAACCGCGCCCUGCUGGAUAACGCUAUGAAGGCUGCCUCAGGAGGCAACGAUACCAGGCAUUAG
Trichosporon asahii var. asahii CBS 2479 is the source of this 5487-nucleotide messenger RNA. Its product is annotated as nucleic acid binding protein. Gene Ontology annotation, molecular function: mRNA binding. Gene Ontology annotation, biological process: mRNA export from nucleus; mRNA processing. The transcript is spliced from 4 exons. Gene Ontology annotation, cellular component: THO complex part of transcription export complex. NCBI's taxonomy places the organism in Eukaryota, Fungi, Basidiomycota, Tremellomycetes, Trichosporonales, Trichosporonaceae. The record is from RefSeq and is a predicted model, not a curated record. Bases 1 to 5487 code for a protein of 1828 amino acids.